Molecule: messenger RNA, 1854 nt
Organism: Laetiporus sulphureus 93-53
Lineage: Eukaryota; Fungi; Basidiomycota; Agaricomycetes; Polyporales; Laetiporaceae
Exons: 13
Coding region: 1-1854 (617 amino acids)
Source: RefSeq, a predicted model, not a curated record
AUGGCAGAGACCUCCAACCAGACUCUCGUGAGCAGUGGCGUCACCAAUGGCGAAGGGUGUGAUGGUCAAAUGGAGUUGCGGGUCCGCACUCCUGCCUCUUCCCGUCCAGGCACUCCGAAUGUGGGAUCCAGUACUCUGUCGAAGGAAGGCUUCGAUUCAAGCAUUAGCCUGGGGAUCAUCUCGUCCGAACGGUCAUACGUCGAUCACGCAAUCGCUACUCCUGCUGGGAUCACUGCAGUACCUCCCGGUUUUGACACGAAUCCCAAUGUUUUCCCGACUGCGCUAGAACAUAGCGGACGCGUCUUCCUUCAACCUGCUUCUCCAACGGAUAUUCUCGACCGUCGCUAUGCGCGGCGGCCUCGCAUACGUGAGUAUAACGGGGAAUCUCAACCCAUACCAGCAGCUCGGAGAUCCUUUCGCCAUGACGAUCCCCCUCCACCAUGGACUUCUUAUAAACAUCCCGAAGGUCAGCGGUAUUUCGGUAAGAAACUGCUGAAUAAGUUUCAGCUGUUUACCGACAUUUGGAUAUAUGACCGGCAAAAGUUGUCGAAUAUAGAGAUCUUUGAAGAGCAAUUUCUGGCACUGCUACAAGAACAAGCGGACCUCCCGGAUGGCACGGAAGUUGCGGUAUACAUAGAGGAAGAUUACGAAAGCAACAGCAUGACAUGUCAUUACUACCUGUCCAGCGACUCCGACCGGGCUAUAUUUUGGUUGGAAGAGGUCGAGGAUGAUUUGCUGACUCUACGAUCACGCCCUGCUCCCAAGAAUUACUAUCUUCAGGAUGCCACGGAAACACAAUAUUGGAAACACGUAGAAAUGUUCCCUAAUCAUCGCCGAGUUUCCACGGAGCUUCUAAAAGAAGUGAAGGAGCUAGUGAAUUUCUGGACAUUCGAUGCAAUGUCGUCUGAAACAUCGACUGCACCUCAAGGACUAUCUAGCUAUUUACCAGUUCUGAACAACAUCCCAGACAACGGCAGUGCACCGUCGGUGUGUAUCAUAGCGCGUGUGAUGGGCAUUCUGAGCAAUCAGAGGUUUCUCGAUUUGCACGGCCAACACGAGGCUCGUCUCAGUCGGGAGGACACCAUCUACUCACAGGGCGAAAUCGAGUACUCCUGGCUAUUGCGUCUUGUUUCCCCGCUGCUCUUUUUCAUGCCAUAUGAGUAUUUUGAGCAACUUCGGCGAGUAUGGGUGGACCAGACAGUUCACCAUCUGUCGUGGAGCGCGCUCCGGAACGGUUUGCAAAGAGAUUGGGACUCCUUGCUCACUCCGGCAACAGUCAUGCUAACGGCGAACGUGGGCCUUCUCGCUAUUCAGAGCAUUGAUACAGGUCAUAGUGCACGGAGCUGUGCCCAGAUCGCGAGCUAUGUCUCUACGUUCCUCAGUCUGGCAAUCAUGUUUCUUUGUAUCAUUCUGGCGCGCUAUCACAAGGAUGAAUCGAAUGCGGCAGAAACGUGCAUGUACCUCUAUCAGAGAACGAAAUUGCCAGCCGGUCUUGAUAUGCUUGCCAUUUCUUUCAGCCUUCCAGCUGCCAUGUUUCUAUGGUGCAUGGUCACCUUUUGUGUAGCUGUUGCUUGGGUCUGUCUCGACCGAACCAAUCUCUGGACUCGCUUCUUCACUGGGCUCACACUUGGCUUUGUCCUCCUCGGCGUCACAACGGUGAUCAUCAUCGAGCUAUGCCCGUUCCCUCCAGACAGAGUUGCGCCGGUGAUGUCAUGGAGAGAUGAACUGUGGGAAGCCCUGGGAUCCAAGCUCAAGGUUCGGCAUUGGUGGAAAGACAAGUUGCGACACCGCCGGUGGCCAUUCACUUUCAUACGACGGCGUCAGCGUGAUCUAGAGGGACAGAGGGAAUCUUAA